Messenger RNA from Blastomyces dermatitidis ER-3, 3448 nucleotides. RefSeq names its product thermotolerance membrane protein Dlt1. The transcript has a single exon. NCBI's taxonomy places the organism in Eukaryota, Fungi, Ascomycota, Eurotiomycetes, Onygenales, Ajellomycetaceae. The coding region runs from base 57 to 1352 and encodes 431 amino acids. The record is from RefSeq and is a predicted model, not a curated record.
UGGCCGGGUGUGUCACGUGAAAGCGUGCUCUUAACUAGGUAACUAUCCAUCAAACGAUGGGCGUCACCACCCUAACUAAUGCUGCGUCUUCUAUUGCUCAGGGACAUUGCACAACCUUCUCUCCCCACGCCCAUGCAUUAUCCUGCUGUGAGGACGUAGUCACCAUGCCGACGAAGACGCGGUUAUUCCGCGUCUUUUACACAACCCUUUUUACUGUUCUUGCCAUUAUCUUUUUGAUCUUAACUCUCCUAACCCCUGCUGAUACCAUCUACCAGUCCUCCAAGACCCACCGCCUGGGUAAUGUUUUCAUUGUCAGCGGUGUUUAUAUAAUAACCCUGCUUUUGGCUAUAUUGAUAUAUGCCAGCCGCAUCUUUACUAACCGCAGUGUCCUUGCGGGUAUUCCCAAACCAUGGAUUCCAGUUGAGAAGCCUGAUGUUCCAAAGAGUGUGCGAAGACUCGUUGUGGAGGGUCUGUCGAGGAGUGCCAUCAUUGCCCAGCAAGCACGGCCGAGAGACAGGACUGGGGAAGACAAUAGCAAGUUGGAUCCUAGCUUGACCAUCCCUACCACAAGACCACCGCCAUGGGGUGAUAUCUCACACCCUGGCUGGACUGCCCCUGGUUGCCCCGAUAUGCCCGACCAAGAAUUCGAGCCGGUGAUUAAGGAACUCCCGCACCUCAUAGAGGCAAAGGCAGUAUCUCUUGCCCCCGUGGACCCUCGUCUUCCAGUCUUCGACAACCGAGACGCAGAUCAGACUGGCGAAAAUCAACCAAUUCCGGAUGAACGUAUUGUCGAAAUCCUCCGAAGGCCUCAUAACAUGCCCCUACGUGACUACAUAAACCAUCUAACACAUCUUAAUCUCAUCAACCCCGUAGACCUUGGCCGGUCAUUUGUUCGCCUCUACGAGCGCGGCAGAUUCGCCGACGCGCCGUUGACUGAGCAGGAAUUCAGAUCAUUGCUAAGCAUGUUUGCUGAACUCCUAAGGGGGAUGUCAGAACUCGAUCCGGAGAUCAUUGCAGAAAUCCAGUCUGAAAGUUCCACGGACGGUGGUAUGGAGCCGUUUAGUGGCGAAUCAAGCGGCGUUCACAUCACCAACAGCGUUCCCGCCAGUUCUAGUGCGUCGUUCGCGUCCAGCAAUCGAUCAGGCACUAGUAGUCAGUGCAGCCGCUUUCAUCCCUCCAGCACUCCCAAGAGUGGCUCUUUCAUCCUUGAUAGGUCCGGUGACAGACAAAGCUUACGUGCUCGGGGCAGUCGAACGCCAUCUGCGUAUUCCUUGCCAGCUUUGGCAUCGAACCUUUCUGCCGCUAGUUCGGCAGGGAGUAUCAUUCACCGCACGUCAUCGCAGAUGUCUUGAGCGACUCCUGCUGGUGUGUGUGCCGCCGGAAGGCCGAAGAGCGUUGAACAGCGGUGAUUCCGGGACUGUUGUUUUCUCCUUCCCACCCCCUUUCCUCCCAUUGUAUGAGUAUAUAAUUAUUUUCUUUUCGAUUUUUCUUAUGUCUUCAGUUCUUACCUGAGCAAGGUGUUCUGGCUAAUAAUAAAUGGGAUCAAUGGGACAAUGAUGUGUGGUUUUUUUUUCUCUACUUUUCAUCCAAUUCGCAAACAACAUGUAUUCUUUGUUUGCCUGGGUUUGUUCUCUUGGUUUUCUGUAUGCCCUGGGGGUCUGCGUGGGGAUAUUUCGUUGUUGAUAUUUUCUUCUUCCAUUUAAGGCGUUGGGUUUUGUAGGAAUAUUUUAUAAUCAGUCCAUGCCGAUUGGAAGUUGAUAUUUGAGUCAAAAGCGGUCCAUUUACGGCUCCUGGCCCUCUUCUUCUAGGACACCGGGCAAGAUCAGCUGUCCCCACAGGCAUCAUAUUGCUAUGAAUAUUAGCUGGCCAAUUACAAUAACCAGUCAAUCAGACAGACAUUCUAACUUUGGGGUGGAUGUUGAAAGAGAUACUGGGGAACUUCGCCCACAUGUACAUGUACAUGUACAGUACAUAAACACAGUGUCCAUACAUAUAAGUGCUCCUCUUUCAAGCCAGCAAAAUGGAUCAUACUAAUUUAUCCUCCACCUCAUUUCCAUUUAACCAAAUUCUCCGCUUGUUCCUCAUAUCCCAUAUGCUGUGGGAGCAAACCCUCGCUGCGGCCCUCCACUCCCCGUCUCGUUGUUCUCCACGCGCUGUCACCAGGCAAGGGUUCCAUAUCGAAAGCGUCCAGUGCAGCACCCCUUAUCUUCCCCUCCUUCAACGUCUUCAGCAGCGCUUUCCCCCCAAUCAACGGACCGCGUGACGUAUUUACCAAGAGCGCCGUGGGCUCAUAACACCCAACUCCUCCUCCCGUUUAUGAUAGCAUGUAAUGCACACUCAGAACAUCCGCCUCCCUAAACAACUCCAGCUUACUCGAGACAACCUCAAAGGCGCCUGCCGGUAAACCCAAUGCCGCAGCCUUCUCAUCCGCCAUGUCCUGCGUGAGAUUACUCGACCACGCGACGACUCGCAUGCCGAACGCCAAUGCUCCGAUCUUUUCAGUCGCCGUCCCGAGCGACCCGAGCGACCCGAGCGUCUUCCUCUCCAACCCCGCCGCAAAACUCCCCUGCCACCCGCCGCUCUUCACCACCGCAUCAUCCCGCGCGAUAUUCCGCGCCAUGCCCAGGAUCAAUGCCCAGGUAUGUUCCGUCGUUGAGCCGGUAUGUGGUAAGGAGUCUAGCUUUUGCGAAUGGGCUCCGAGACCUGUAGUCCCCGUAACCAGGAUGCCCCACUCCGCACAUGCCUGCUGGUCUAUGGCGCGGUUGCAGUGGCCGGUGAUAAGGAGGUAUUUGAGGUUGGGGAGGGGGGAGAUGACCUCUGCAGAGAACGGAGUCCGUUCGAGCAUUGUGGAGAUUAUGUGAUAUGGUUUUAGCCGGCUGAUGAGAGCUGCUUUGUCGCCAUCAUUGUGGCUUGGGUGCAGGGUCUCUGGGAACGAGGUUAUGGAUGUGAGAUGGAGUUUCAGGUGGGAGAAUUUGGCGGUAGCGAUGUUUUGGUAGUCAUCGAGGAUGGCGAGGUUGAGCGGGCUACUUGCUGGCAUGGUUCCGUUUGACAUUGAUCACUUUUACUGGUAUCUUAAAGCAGAUCGCGCGACCGAUGCGAAGAGUAAGAGGCGGGGUUUGGGGUGAAUGGUUUAUCAGGCAUUGAACGGUCUGGUAUCAUCGUCCAUCCUAGCCGCACUAGAGUCCAGGAAUCAGGUCGAAGAAUUUGGCCUAAGCCGGCAUACUGCAGGGCUUUGGCGACUUAUAUAGGAAUAUGAUUUCGAAAUAAAUGUUAUUAGCCCCUGAAUAUAUGGAUAUAUAGUGCUAGUUUGGAUGGCUAAGGCGCCCAAAACUUCUUAGAAUAAAAUACCCGAAAGUCUCGCAAUAGAUUUCAUCAUGUAAAGUAGAUAGAAUAGCCCGAAAUAUUAAAAAGAAUAAAAAAUAAAAGAAAGCCAAUAAACCGAUUCUCA